ACACGACGCGGCCCAAGCGCGAGUACGAGGUGGAUGGGCGCGAUUAUCACUUUGUGGCGUCGCGGGAGCGGAUGGAGAAAGACAUCCAGGGCCACAAGUUCAUCGAGGCCGGCCAGUACAACAGUCACCUGUACGGCACCAGCGUGCAGUCCGUGAGAGAGGUGGCUGAACAGGGCAAGCACUGCAUCCUGGACGUGUCGGCCAACGCCGUGCGGAGGCUGCAGGCGGCGCAGCUGCACCCGAUCGCCAUCUUCAUCCGGCCCAAAUCCCUGCAGAACGUGCUGGAGAUCUCCAAGCGCGUGAGCGAGGAGCAGGCGCGGAAAGCGUUCGACAGAGCCACCAAACUGGAGCAGGAGUUCACCGAGUGCUUCUCAGGUGAGACAGCGCACCUGGGGGCGUGGCCCAGGCGGUUUGUGAUUGGCGGGCGGGAUUUAUGA
Sturnus vulgaris (Common starling) is the source of this 437-nucleotide messenger RNA. NCBI's taxonomy places the organism in Eukaryota, Metazoa, Chordata, Aves, Passeriformes, Sturnidae. The record is from RefSeq and is a predicted model, not a curated record.